Messenger RNA from Paramormyrops kingsleyae, 1473 nucleotides. The record is from RefSeq and is a predicted model, not a curated record. NCBI's taxonomy places the organism in Eukaryota, Metazoa, Chordata, Actinopteri, Osteoglossiformes, Mormyridae.
GAGGACAGAUUGCAUCGGGUUUAACAGGCGGGGGGUGGCUGAAAAUUGUGGCGCAAGACUGAUUGUUGGAGGGGGGAAGCAGAUGACAGGCGCUUAUCAGCGAGCGAGAGAGAGAGAGACGGAGAGAGAGAGGGGAAGCGGAGAGAGAGAGGGGGUAGGGAGCGCGAGCCGGAGCCACUGUCACUCGCCAUCGGAGUGCGGAUCACGCCGCUUUUCGUGCAGCCAGACAGGCAUCUCGCCAUGGUCUCCAUCAUCUCCGACCUGGAUCCGCUGAAGAGCUGGAGCGCCUUGCGGCAGGAGUCCAGUGAUCUUCCAGGGGCCAUACAGAGUAACGGGACCACCAACAAGAUGAAUGGAGCUCUGGAGCACUCUGACCAGCCUGACCCCGACGCCAUCAAGAUGUUUGUGGGCCAGAUCCCGCGGUCCUGGUCGGAGAAGGAGCUGAAGGAGCUGUUCGAGCCAUACGGCACCGUCUACCAGAUCAACAUCCUUCGAGACCGGAGCCAGAACCCGCCACAGAGCAAAGGGUGCUGUUUCGUGACGUUUUACACGAGGAAGGCUGCCCUGGAGGCUCAGAACGCCCUGCAUAACAUAAAGACCUUAUCUGGGAUGCAUCAUCCCAUCCAGAUGAAGCCGGCGGACAGUGAGAAGUCAAACGCUGUGGAGGAUAGGAAGCUCUUCAUCGGGAUGGUCUCCAAAAAGUGCAACGAGAACGACAUCCGGGUGAUGUUCUUGCCGUUCGGACAGAUCGAGGAGUGCCGGAUCCUCCGCGGUCCGGACGGGCUCAGCAGAGGCUGUGCAUUCGUCACGUUCUCUAGCCGGACCAUGGCGCAGAACGCGAUCAAAGCCAUGCAUCAGUCGCAGACUAUGGAGGGCUGCUCCUCCCCCAUUGUGGUCAAGUUCGCUGACACGCAGAAGGACAAAGAGCAGCGGCGGCUGCAACAGCAGCUUGCCCAGCAGAUGCAGCAGCUCAACAGCGCCUCCACCUGGGGGAACCUGACAGGCCUGGGCAGCCUCACUCCACAGUAUCUGGCACUGCUGCAGCAGGCCACCUCAUCCAGCAACCUGGGCGCCUUCAGUGGCAUCCAACAGAUGGCAGGUGCGUACUCUACCUGGCCUGAUGGAUACCCUCUGCCGCCCUCCCCAGGUAUGAACGCACUGCAGCUGCAGAACUUGGCCACGCUGGCUGCGGCGGCUGCGGCGGCACAGGGCACUGGCAGCCCCUCCAGUGCCGGUGGCCUCACUGCCAGUAGUGCUGCGCUUGGGGCACUGGCCAGUCCAGCAGUGACGACGCCCAGCUCCAACCCAGGAGCUGCCAUGAGCUCGCUGACCUCCCUGGGCACCCUGCAGGGGCUCGCUGGUGCUACCGUGGGCCUCAACAACAUCAACGCACUAGCAGGUAGCGUCAACAUUGCUCACCUGCUCUCAGGUAUGGCGGCCUUGAACGGCGGGCUGGGGGCGGGGCUGGGGGCG